AUGUCGAACUCGCGCGAUCAAUGGCACACCAUGUUGAGUCAUUCUUCGUUGAUGAGGUUUCUUCCGUCGGUCACGCCCUGUGCUCACACCAACCUCGGUCCCAUCGGCGAGCUACUCCAGAUUCAUGACAAUUCCAUUGCCAACCGCGGCAGACGCAACUCUGCUACAACGCGUCGUGUCGGUCGACCAGCUAUUGCGACCAUCUGAGCUUUCACGCAGGGUGUAUGUAGAGGCGGCUUCGUUGCACAUGUGAGUCCGUGUCGUCGCCGAGCCGGACCAUGCUAUCCUCAGUAAACUUGCCGCUCGCUGACUGGCUUCGACAUCGCUGCUUCGCCAAGCCAGUCAGUUCAUUGCUCAGUCGGUCCGUCAAGCUCGGGUGGCCCUCGAUCAUUGUCUCAGCGACAUUGAAAUGGUUGUACAAACGAUGCGCAAAUUUGGCCCCGAAGCCGCCGUGGAUGGCACCGAAGCUGAUGCCUCGAUCGAGGUUGGACUGAGAGGCAGCUGGGACGGCGCGCAGCGUUGA
Messenger RNA from Microbotryum saponariae, 523 nucleotides. NCBI's taxonomy places the organism in Eukaryota, Fungi, Basidiomycota, Microbotryomycetes, Microbotryales, Microbotryaceae. The record is from the annotation of a GenBank genome assembly.